This is a messenger RNA of Symbiodinium sp. CCMP2592, 1245 nucleotides long. NCBI's taxonomy places the organism in Eukaryota, Dinophyceae, Suessiales, Symbiodiniaceae. The record is from the annotation of a GenBank genome assembly.
AUGCUAGCCCGCCUCCAAGCAAGAAAUCAAUGCUUUGGCAGCUUGCGGCCCUCGCUUCGGUGGCUGGUGGUGUUAGACUCUUCAUGUUUCAAACACGUCAUCGACUGUCCGAACUACACCGCUUCAGCAGCCUAUGGAGACGAUCCGCUUGCAGGCCUCAGUGAGAAACGCCGCGGGAUGCUGCUGGAGUCCUUUGCUCGCGGUCUGCUGGAGCGCAGGUAUCCGGACAAGCCAUCUGAGAAUGCGCGCUCUCUGCUGAUGUGUAAAGAUGGUCGUGCUCGCGGCACUUCUGCGGCCGAAUGGGAUUUCACAUUGGGUGGUAGGCGUGUGGAGCUCAAGACCGCCAUGCUAAGCUUCGACUCCAGGCAGCAACUUUGGAUGGUCACCUGGGCCAAUGUCAAAGUGGCGCACCAGAAGCAACCCUUUGAUGAUCUGUAUCUGCUGAUGUACACCCCAGAUGGCUUCCAUCUCAUAAAGCACGACUUGUAUACCGGCCUUGCAUCGGCUGGUGCACGGACCACAACUCAGGGGCAUUGUAUUCGCGUGCAAGGGCGGGUGGGACAAACCUCAUGGAAGGAGGCCGUGAAAACUAUUCUGGACAAGUUUACUUUGACCGGCUCAGUCGAGUUGGUGGCCAGGGUUGCUAGAACCGAUCCGGCAGUCUCAGCGCUCUACCUCGAGGUGCUUAAAAGCGCACUGCACGCACGUGACCGCGCAUACGAGGGCGUGCCGAUGAGCAAUCUGCGCACAGCAGAUCGCGCAAAUCGAAUUCAGCAGAUAGCUUUAGAAUUUGAUAAGAUGCAGAACCCUGGCGGCAGUUUUGCUUGCGCUUCGGGCGAGCUUUCCGCCAAUGGCCGAAAGAGGCGAGGCUGCAAUAAUGCCGCUGUGGAUUGGAUCCGAAACGGAGUUCGGGUUGAGCUGAAGUAUGCGAAAGUGUGCUUUGAGCCAAGUGCUAAGUGUUGGGCGUGCCACUUCUGCAACAUCAAGGAAGAGCCGCCAGAUGCUUCCAGCAAAGUUUACUUCGACGAGCUCUGGCUUGCAAUGUACAGCCCUUUCAGCCUGGACAUCUUUCAUCACCCUGGUCAGCUCUCUUGUCGGGGAUUGCACACCGCCAUCGAGGGCAAGAAUCUGGCCCUUCGGGGAGACAGGCAUGAUACUUGCAUGGAGAAUGCUGUCCGGCGCAUGAAGGCCAAGCUUGAAGCCGCACAUGCUGAGCAACUUCUCACACUUCGUUGGAGCACCUGA